AUGGCAGCUCGAAGGAUUGCUCUUGUCACAGGUGGCAACAACGGCAUCGGCUAUGAGACAGUCAAGGCACUUCUUCAGUCCAAUCAGCCGUAUCAUGUCCUCAUGGGCAGUCGCUCCCUCGAGAAAGCUGAGGGUGCAAUUCAGAAGCUCCUCGAAGAAUGCUCCGAGUCUGCCAACACGAUUGAAGCGCUCCAAGUCGAUCUUACCAGUGACGCGUCGAUUGAAAAGGCAUUCAAUCAGGUCAAGGCCAGUCCGGGACAUAUCGAUGCACUGAUCAACAAUGCAGGAGCAACGUUUGAUCUCGCAUUUGUAGCCGGGGAGAUCUCUCUCCGCGAGUGCUUCCUGAGAGCAUACAAUGUCAAUGUUGCAGGCACAAAUGUCUUUACCUGGAAAUUUAUGCCACUCUUGCUCAAAUCUACCGACCCUCGUUUGAUCUUUGUCACAGGUCUCUCUAAUGUCACGCAAGCGAGCAGAUCCUAUUUUCCCACGCCCCCCCAACCAGCCGGGUGGCCCAAGAAGAUCGAGUUUGAGACGAUCGGGUAUCGAUGUAGCAAGACGGCGCUUAAUAUGUUGAUGGUGGAUUGGAAUCACAAGUUGAAAGCUGAUGGGGUCAGGGUUUGGGCUGUCGGACCUGGAUUCUUGGAAACAGACUUAGGCAAUGCACGGCAUUUGGCAAAAGAGAUGGGAGCGAAGCACCCGAGUAUUGGUGGACAAUUCAUCAGGAGUGUUGUAGAGGGGGCCAGGGAUGCUGACGUUGGGAGGAUCGUCGUGAAAGAUGGGAUUUCGGAAUUCUGA
This is a messenger RNA of Cladophialophora bantiana CBS 173.52, 795 nucleotides long. RefSeq lists its product as uncharacterized. The record is from RefSeq and is a predicted model, not a curated record. Lineage: Eukaryota; Fungi; Ascomycota; Eurotiomycetes; Chaetothyriales; Herpotrichiellaceae. The transcript has 3 exons. Bases 1 to 795 code for a protein of 264 amino acids.